AUGAUAAUUCAAUUAUCAAGUCGAGUUUUGCAGUCCUCUAAGAAUCAAUCCGGUUUCCCAGUUUCUCCUCCGGACAGCAGUAGUGCUGAUGAAGAUGUUCUUGUCAUAAAUAUAAGUGACAGUGAGAUGACAGAUAUACUGGAAGAUGUUUCAGAAGAAUAUAAUAAUGAGAAUGACCCAUCAUUCUCAUGUAAGAUGAUCGUAUCAUCCGAAUCAUCAUCAGACUCAUCCGAAUUAUCAUCCGAAUCAUUAUCCGACUCAUCCGAAUCACUAUCAUCAUCUGAAUCAUCAUCAUUCUCGUCUGAGUCAUCACAAACCUCAUCCAAAUCAUCAAAAAAGAAAACAACAUGUAGAUGUUUGUGUCAUCGUCGUAACAACAACCGAAAGAGGUCCCUAUCACUCACAAAGCGCCGAGUCCGCAGUGUGAUAACAGAAAAAAAAAUUGAAAAGACAAAUUCCUACACACAUUUUGAUGAUGAUGAUAGCAACGAUGGAGCGGAGAGAAUUUUAAUUUUAAUUUUUGAUAGCGACGAUGAAUUCGAUAGUGAAGAUGAUGAUGAAUUUGAUAGUGAAGAUGAUGAUGAAUAUCAUAGUCAAGGUUCAACCAUCGAUGACAACGAUGAUGAAAAUGAUGAUGAUGAUCUUAUUGUCAGUCCAAUCAUUGUCGUUACACAUGCGUUAGAGUUAUUGCAUACGCUCCUCGAAUCAUCAUCAGAAGGAGGAGACUAUUUGUCUACGUAA
Messenger RNA from Leptopilina heterotoma, 741 nucleotides. Its product is annotated as protein starmaker-like. The coding region runs from base 1 to 741 and encodes 246 amino acids. The transcript has 6 exons. NCBI's taxonomy places the organism in Eukaryota, Metazoa, Arthropoda, Insecta, Hymenoptera, Figitidae. The record is from RefSeq and is a predicted model, not a curated record.